AUGCGGCUGCGUCGUUGGUACCGCCAUCGUAUGGACCUGACCGAUUUUCGUCGAUACAGGGUUGAUGCCGCCAGACCAUUGAACGUCACCCGCCAUCAUAGCCGCGGCAUCGAGCAGCGCACCGUGCUUUUGGCAGAUCAUCGAGCAGUGAUAGCUCAACGGGCGUCCGUUCGCCGGUUAUACAACGCCUUGUGCGGGCCAGUCCGCAUCUCGCCAGCGCACGCCGUUGAACGAUUGACUCCGACGGCAUCACGGAGCGGCAGCGUCAAUGCCGCAACUUCUGGCACGGCAGGUCCGCGGCGCAACUCGACCUGCGCUAUGAGAUCGCGAUGCGAGGAAAUGCACCGGUGGCUGGAGGCCGAGAUCGCUGGCCGCAAAUGCGGCGGACCAGCCCAUCGCGAGCAACGCCGCCUGAUGCGGUCCCCAACAACACCCGCAUGGCCGUGUUCCUGA
Molecule: messenger RNA, 453 nt
Organism: Acanthosepion pharaonis
Lineage: Eukaryota; Metazoa; Mollusca; Cephalopoda; Sepiida; Sepiidae
Source: the annotation of a GenBank genome assembly